GGGAUUGAGACAAACACGGAAAGUUGCUUAGAUGCUGGCAAGAGCAUCUCUCAGUGUACAGGAGUUGCUGCUUCCAACUACGGCAGGGCAGCCUUGGUGUCUGGCAGUCAGUGAAUCCAGGGCAUCCAGUGGGGCCAGCAAUUUGGAAGGGGGAAAUCCCUGAAGGACCAUUCCUGUCUGUGUCUGUGAAAGAAGAGCCUUGCAGUCCUUAGUGAGAAGAUGAUGGCAUGUACAGAGAUGCUGACAAUGUGCUUGCUCUCUGCCAAGCAUGCUUACAGCCUCAAAUCCACGGAGAGUCCACCGAACUAUGGCAAGGGACUAGCAAUCUUCCACGAUAUUUUUCGACGAGCCGACAAGAACGAUGAUGGAAAGUUGUCAUUUGAGGAGUUUAAGAACUGUUGUGCUGACGGGAUCCUCAGCUCUGAAGAACUGUGGGAGUUGUUCCAUGGCAUUGACAGGCAUCAUUCAGACAAUUUAGAGACUGAGAAGUUGUGUGAUUAUUUCUCAGAACAUCUUGGAGAAUACAAGAAUGUUCUCUCUGCUUUGGAGCAGCUCAACAUUGCUGUCCUGUCAGCCAUGGAUAAAACCAAAAUGGUAUAUGAGAGCUCCUCCAAGAUGGAACAGUUUGUGACCCGCUUCCUGCUGCGGGAGACAAUGAAUCAGCUGCAGUCCCUGCAGGUCUCGCUGGAGUGUGCUGCAGACACCAUUGAAGAACAGGCUGGACGAGAAAGGAAGGAUGUGAAUAAAUCAGAUGCUUUCAUUGGCCAACGCACUGUAAAAAGGUGUGGUCGCAGAGCUCAGAAAAACAUCUGCUUGUCUCCUACAGAUCCUUACUCAGGGAUGCUGACCACAGGUGUCUGUGUGGAAACUGACAGCCAGUGGGCAGCUGAAAUUAACCGACUGCAGCAGCUUAUCGACAAACUGGACUGUAAGAGUCCAAGACUGGAACCACUGAAAGAUGAUAUAGUAUGCAAAGCAAGAGAUUCCCACAUCUUGGUGGCACAGAGACAGAUCUCAGUGACAGAAAGUGGACUAGAGGCAUUCCGCCAAGCUCUCCAGUCCUACACAGAAAUCACAGCUGUACAGAGCAGCUGCCUACAUGUGUCUGCCCACAAUCUGACAAAUGAAGCUUGUUUCAUCCUCUAUGAGUUCUGGCAAGAUGUGGCUUCCUGGAGAAGCUACAUGCAAUCGAAUCACAGUAAGAAGUUCCAACAAGCCAUCAUUGACUUACUGGACUCUGCAGAACAUUUGACCACCAUGCUGUUUCCAGCUUCCUGGUGGAUCAUGAACAAUAACUGACCUCCCCAUGGUGUUCCCUCAAGGCAACCAGCAUGCAGAUGGAUAAAACAUUACCCUUCAAAGACAGCCUUCUUUCCUGGGUUUCCCAAAUCCCAACCCCUUCAAUGUUGCUUUUCUUCUCUAUAUUCAUGUGGAAUGCUUUGAUCUUCCUUUCUUCUGCUGCCAUAUGAGUGGGACAGCACUUCUGAAUGUACUUUGCCAUCCUUCCUGAACAUUAGCCACGUCCUCGAACCAUCUCAACAUAGGACUUUCAUCCAGAACAAUGGCAUAAUCUUGCUAGCCUUUCUGGCUAUGAGAUCAGGCUGUCAUUGGAGCAUUUUACCUGGAGAUCCAAAAGUGGCCCGGCCAUCCAGUGUAGUGUGAUGGCACACAGGGAGCAUAAUUCGCAUGGCUUGUUGUGGAGAUGUGAGGUUGAAGUUGUAACUCUGAGAUAAAGGACCAAGUUGGGAGCUAUAUAUAGUCAUCCUACAUGAUCUGGAUAUGAACUCAUGAGAAGGCGGGGUGUUUUUCAGGUAGUUAUGAUUUGGCUCCCCCCUGCUCUGUAAUAGCUCAGGUCAUGGCUGGGCGCUUGGGGAAUUUCUGGAAGGGUAAAUUGAGGGUAAUGAGCGUACCCAAAGAGGGCAAAAUGAAAAGAUGCCGCAUUCUCUAAUAAGGAUCAGCUCUCUGUAUUCAGAGGCAUCAAUGAUAUUCAGUUCAUGUUAAUCAGUAUCCCUCUUCCUAUCCCAAAUCCACCUAAUAGGUUAAUGUGACCCUCUGAGUAUCACUUCCUGUUAAUUUACUGAAGCAUGAGUAUCAGCAGCAUGUUCUUUACUAACCAGCAGAAGGGAAGGGAAGUCCAGCUCCCUGGUGCUAAAGGUGAAAUGUCUGAGGGGCAAACUCAGAAAAUGGAUUGACAUCAGGGCCAGAGUGGACAAAAUGGACACUUGUCUAUCUGUAGUAUUACAGACCACAGUCAACAAUGGGCAAAGACAAUUUUACCCUUCUGUGCUCUUUGCUUCAGGAUGGGUGUUAUGUGGAGAAUCUCACUUGAUUCACUUGGAGCUACCUAGAGCACCUUCCUUAUGAGGUGAGUCUACACCAGCGGCUUUUUAGUUUAGGAAAAAUAUGACUGCAGGAAGAUAUGAUAGAGGUCUAUAAAGUCAUGCAUGGUGUGGAGAAAGUAGAUAGAGAUAAUUUUUUCUCCCUCUCACAGAACACUAUAACCAGGGGUCAUCCCAUGAAAUUGAUUACCAGGAAAUUUAGGACCAUCAAACAGAAGUACUUUUUCACUUAACGGGUAAUCAACUUGUGGAAUUCUCUGCCACAAGUUGUGGUGACAGCCAACAACCUGGAUGGCUUUAAGAGGGGUUUGGAUAACUUCAUGGAGGAGAGGUCUAUCAACGGCUACUAGUCGGAGGGCUAUAGGCCACCUCCAGCCUCAAAGGCAGGAUGCCUCUGAGUACCAGUUGCAGGGGAGUAACAGCAGGAGAGAGGGCAUGCCCUCAACCCAUGCCUGUAGGCUUCCAGUGGCCAGUGUGUGAAGCAGUAUGCUGGACUAGAUGGGCCUCUGAUACAGCAGGACUGUCCUUAUGUUCACUUCAUGGCUCAGAGGGGAUUGGAACUGAGGUUCCCUCAGUUCAAUUCUAACACUCUGGCCAGACUGAGGAAAUGGUCUGAAAGUGAUAUAAUGAUGCUUGCGUGGUGCAUAAUUACCUCAGCACACACCCAAAUCCCAGAUAAGGGACAGAGGGCUAGUUUGGAUGAUACCAUCUCUGCUCAACAUGAUUAGGAAGGAGAAGCACCAAGAGACACAGAGUACCCAUUGAGAUGUCCUCUAUGGAUGUCCCAGUGCCCUCCCGGUACAUCCCUUUAUUGCAUGCAGCGGGCUGUUCGUCUGAAUGGCCCUUCUGCACACACUCCAGAUAUUUGGAGCACCCUCUUAAAAAUAACUUUCCAAAAUAUAUUUGGAGUUCUCAGUGCAUCCCAUUCCUAAUUGCGUGGGCAGGGACACUAUCAUCAGAACUGGCUGUCUAGUACCUACUAUGCACCAUUGGCUCUGCUUCUGGGCUUCAUGCAGGACAAACCUGUGCAUGUCUACCCAGAAAUAAGUCCCACUGAGUUCAAUAGAACUUACUCCAAGUAACUGUGCACAGGAUACUACUACUACAACUACUAUGGAUAUACUACCGCAGCUAUAUAGUAGUAGUAUACAGUGUAUGCAGCUAUACAGUGUUAAGACCUGCAAGAAGGUUGGUUGUGACCAUUCAUGGCCAGCUGUGGAGCACAAAGCUGGUCUUGGACACUGGGCAGUUAUCCUAAGUGCUGAAGCUGGAGAUUGAUUCCUCCAGGUAGUAAGCAUCAACAUGUAUCUUCCAGCACCACAGGAUGCGAUGUCAGGAUCUACUUACAAUUCCUUUCCCAGCUCAUUAAAUUUCCAUUGAAAAGGGUCAUCUACUCAUUUCUUACUACAUUUUUAUCCUGCCCAUGCCUUUCUUCUAAGGAAGUCAGGGCAGCACAUGCUGUUCUCCUUGGCUGUCCUAUUUUCUCUUCACAAUAGCCCUGUGAGGUAGGUUAGACUGAGAGAAAGUGAUUGUCUCAGAAUCACCCAGUGAACUUCACAGCUGAGUGAAUAUUUGAGCCCAAGUUCCCUUAGUAGAGUGCCAGUUUAGCACUCUAACCACUAUACCCCACUGAUGGACUAAACUAGAUUGUCCUCUCUGCAGCCUGCCCAGUCUCCCAAGCCCCUGCUUACCAGACUUCUCUUCCUGGGUUUUGUACACUAGAUAUGCAGAGAGAUUCAGGUGCAGAAUUCAGCUGUGAAUUGGCCCAUUUGCAUGUUUGAAAUUCAGAGGUGAUUUUCAUCUUCUGCAUGACCCUUGGGGAUAUAUUUCGAGCAGUGAACAGGGCUGUUACUAGAGAGGGUAGAGAAACAAAAUGCACUUCCUCAUCCCUUUCUGUCCACACUGAGCUGCAAGCCACACCUCACGCACAGCUAGUUUACUGGCUCCUUGUGAGGAAAGGAGCUCUUGUUCGGCCCUUGUAAGGUUGUGCUGUAUGUCAGCCUCAAUACAUCUAAACUGGUUUAAUAGUUAUUUCCUUUCACAGAGAAACCUGGGGACUGUAGUUCUGAUGGAAGGGGUAAGGGUCUCUGACAGCAUUCUUGGCCUCUUGACCAAAUUGUAGUUCCCAGGAUCUUUUGGGAUGGAAUGGACACCUAGUCAUUGUAGUUAAGUGGGUAUAAUGCUAGCAUAAGUUUGAAGUGCAGACAUGCCCAUACUGACUGACGUACUGCCACCACGUUACGUGUGUGAUGGAACGUAAUGUUUGUGCAUCAAACAACAAAUUGUGCAGCAAACAACAAAUUGUGCAAACGAAGGUGUGUAUCACUGCAGCACUGUGGCAUAAUCCUGCACAAUUUUUGCCGUUGUUCUUACACAACUUUGCUCUUACACACCUGUGAAAACAUUACAUCCCACUGUGUACGUAACAUUGUGCAGUAUGUCAGACACUCUCUUGUUGCUGUGUCUAUAGAUGGCUGACCUUUGUCAACAUGCAGUCCAGAAAGACUUUUUCUGUUACAAAUAAAAGCAGCCUUUUAAGAAGAGAUAGAAAAUUGCAUGCUUUAUUAGAACAAGGAGUUAAAUUAUCUGAUGUGGGGCAGUUUGAUGCUUUUGCAUUCUGCAUAAUAUUUUAAAUAUUGUGAAUAUUCCCCUCCCUAAAAAAAGCAGAAGAAAGAAACUGUUAAAUUUCAACAAAGGGAAAACAAAAAGUCAGCCCAAGGAGAGAAUAGCAGCUUUGUUAAUUUUUCAAAAGCCUGGUUAUUUAGUAUUUUUUUUAAUGUGUAUGCAAGGCUCCGUCUGUAUUCAAUAAUCAAAAUAUGGCUGUGUCCUCCAGUUUCCUUGUCUCUUAAUAAACAAUUCCACAUUGCUGCA
Messenger RNA from Hemicordylus capensis (graceful crag lizard), 5210 nucleotides. RefSeq names its product N-terminal EF-hand calcium binding protein 3 (gene NECAB3). The record is from RefSeq and is a predicted model, not a curated record. Gene Ontology annotation, molecular function: calcium ion binding. NCBI's taxonomy places the organism in Eukaryota, Metazoa, Chordata, Lepidosauria, Squamata, Cordylidae. Gene Ontology annotation, cellular component: endoplasmic reticulum; Golgi cis cisterna; cytoplasm. Gene Ontology annotation, biological process: regulation of amyloid precursor protein biosynthetic process. The coding region runs from base 220 to 1299 and encodes 359 amino acids. The transcript is spliced from 13 exons.